AUGGCUCACCCAUUAACCAGGAAAUUGCUAAAGGACUGGAAGUAUUUUAUGCGCCAUCCUGAAAAGACCCAGGGCCUUUUUCAUGUAAGGCCCCAUGAUUCAGACUUACAUCUUUGGCAUGUAGUAAUGUACGAGCCCAGGACUUCUUUGGAAGUUUAUUUACUGCUUUAUAUUGGUGGAAAUGACCAGGACCCAUAUAUUAUCAUGAAAUGUCUGUCUCCGAAUUCUUGCUUUCCAAUCAACAGGACAGUUUCGAUGACACACUUAAACUAUCUUCUAUCGAAAGACUUGGGAUUGCAGGAUUUACUUUCCCAUAUAUGGCAACCACUUUUUCAUAUUCAAGCAACAGAAGACUUACAGUAUUCACCCUCAAUGGUAAAAUUCAACAAGGCGUGGAAUAGAAUUAUUUACAAGGACUUUAAAUCUUACUUCCCAGAACUGAUAGGUACUCUGCAACCAGGUGACUAUUCUAUAGUAAAGAGUUAUUCCAAGAACCUUAAUAUCAGCAAUAGUAAUAGUAACAGUGUUAAUGAAUUUAUGUCGUUUUACAACUCUCAAAGUCACAACUUUCAUGUACAAGACAACAACAAAAAUCCUUAUAUUAACAACAGCAUAGGAAAGACUGGUAUAUCGUCUACUCUUAAUAAUAACAACAAUAACAAAAAGACACAUGACUACAAUACUAUCGACUUCAUGACCAGAAAUCUACUUGCAUGUGAUGAUGACAGUAUUCAUCCGGUAGUAAGCUCUAAAAGGUCGAGAACAUCGACAUGUCCAGACGAAAUAAACGAGAAUCGCAGUAAUGAGCAUUACACAAAGAGGAAAAGAAUCUAA
Saccharomyces paradoxus is the source of this 834-nucleotide messenger RNA. It is a transcript of the gene UBS1, whose product is annotated as Ubs1p. The transcript has a single exon. The record is from RefSeq and is a predicted model, not a curated record. The coding region runs from base 1 to 834 and encodes 277 amino acids. Lineage: Eukaryota; Fungi; Ascomycota; Saccharomycetes; Saccharomycetales; Saccharomycetaceae.